AAAGACAAAAGCCUCCCAAAAAAAUCUUAGACAAUCCCGCUAAAAGGACUCUAUGGCCAGUACCAGCGGAGUCCCCCGCUCCGAUCACCGCCGCGACGACGACGACGACUUCAUGGACAUUGAUACGCUCGACUACGACACCGAAAUCGCCUUCAACCUCCAACUCCAAGAAGCCCUAACCGCCUCCCUCGCCCCUCAACCACCCUCCUCCGCCGCCCGUAACGACGCCGCGUCGGUACUCGUCCGACUGGAGCAGGCUCUGAAAGACCGCGUGCAUAGCGAGAUCGAACUGCGGCGGGUGAGGGACGAUCUCGCGCGUGUGAUUCACGAUGCCAAGGUCGCGAGGGAGAUCGCGGACAUUCCCGACGACGAGUGGGAAAAGUCCGGCGGCGACUUUGCCAAGCCCUUCGACGGCGGCUCGUCGGCGGCGGAGGCGGCGGCGGCGAGUGUGGAGAGCGAGUUCAGGCUCUAUUUCAAGGGUUUGGUGAGCGAGGAACAGGUUGGGGAUCGGAAAUUGGUGCUGGCCGGGAUCGGAGUAGCGAUAUGCGACCCCAGGGAUAAUCUGGUGUUCGAGGUUAGGAAACCGCUGAUUGGGAAUGGGCUUAGUAGAAAUUCGGCCCAAUUGAAGGCCUUGAUCGAAGGGCUCACUGCUGCUCUGUCUUUGGGGCUGAAGCGAAUCUCCUUCUUCUGCGAUAAUUAUCCAAUCUUUCAGUUUGUUAAUGGGAAAUGGCCAGCAAAGCAGCGCAAGGUUGUAAAUCUUGUUAAUCAGGUUAAGAGCCUUCGAAGCAAGUUUACACAGUGUAAUUCCAGGCUUGUGCCUCGGUUGGAAAUUAAGUUUGCAUUUAAACUUGCAAGAGAUGCCAUAGAGUCUCAGUCUCUGUCUCAGAUGAAGCCUGCAGAAUCUACCACUCACAAGAAUGUGAAAGAGACUUGCGUGAUUUGUAUGGAAGAUAGUGAUGUUAGUCAGAUGUUUUCAGUUGAUGGCUGCCUACAUCGAUAUUGCUAUUCUUGUAUGAAACAGCAUGUGGAGGUGAAGUUGCUUCAUGGGAUCCUUCCUAAAUGCCCUCAUGAAGACUGUAAGUCUGACCUUAGUGUCGACAGUUGUGCGAAAUUCUUGACACCUAAACAUGUUGACACUAUGCGUCAACGUAUAAAGGAAGCUUCAAUUCCUGCAACUGAGAGAGUUUAUUGCCCAUAUCCAAGGUGCUCUCUCUUAAUGUCAAAAAGCGAGGUUUUACAACAUGCUAAGAAAACCUUGAUGGGGGCUGUGGAACAAUCAGGGCUUAGGAGAUGCAUGAAAUGUCACUACCUUUUUUGCAUCAAUUGUAAAGUCCCUUGGCACAGAAACAUCACAUGCGCUGACUACAAAAAGUCGAAUCCUAAUCCUCCAGAAGAGGACACAAAGCUAAAGUUCCUUGCCUCUAGUAAGCUUUGGCGCCAAUGUGUGAAGUGCAGCCAUAUGAUUGAACUUCUUGAAGGUUGCUACCACAUGACUUGCAGGUGUAAUUAUGAGUUCUGCUAUAAUUGUGGAGCUGAGUGGAAAGACAAGAAGGCAACAUGUACAUGCCCGCUGUGGAUUGAGGAUAAUAUUUUGCAUGAGGAUGAUGAUUUUGAUGGAGAGUCGGAUUCUGAAUCUGAAGUUGAAUUUGUAAGUGAGCAUGAUGGUUGCCAUUAUUGUGGAGCUGAGUGGAAAGACAGAAAGGCAACAUGUUCAUGCCCACUAUCAGAUGAGGAUAGCAGUUCGGAUGGCCAAGUUGAUAAAUAUUUUGAGGAGGAAGAAGAUGAUGAUGAAGAUGAGGACUACAAUGAUGAUGAAUAUCAAAGUGAAGAUGAGGAGGAAAAAGAAGUUGGAGGUCAUAAGUAUGAAAACAAUAGUGAAGAUGAAUAUGAAAGUGAAAGCGGUGUAAGUGAGGAAGAGGUUCAGGAGAGACAGGUUCAAGAGCAGUUUUUGGGGAAAGAUAUCGAGAAUCAUAUCUUGUCUGAUGAAGAUGAAUAUUAUGGGGUGGAGGAAUAUCAAAGUGAAGAUGAGGAGGAAAAAGAAGUUGGAGGUCAUAAGUAUGAAAACGAUAGUGAAGAUGAAUAUGAAAGUGAAAGCGGUAUUAGUGAGGAAGAGGUUCAGGAGAGACAGGUUCAAGAGCAGUUUUUGGGGAAAGAUAUCGAGAAUCAGAUCUUGUCUGAUGAAGGUGAAUAUUAUGGGGUGGAGGAAGAAGAAGAUGACAACAACGGCGAGGACUUCAAUAAUAGUGAGUGUCAAAGUGAGGAUGAGGAGGAAAAUGAAGUUGGGGGUGAUGAAUAUGAAAACGAAGGCAUUGUAGUUGAGGAUGAGGUGCAGGAGGGACAGAUUCAAGAGGAGGUUUUGGACAUGGAUAUGGGGGAUCAUAUCUCGUCCUAUGACGAUGAUAUAUAUUUUGAUGUAGAGUAUGAGGAAGAUGAAGAGGAGAACUAUUGUGACUUCGAUUGUUGUGACUCUGACUUGGAUUUUUAAUUCCAUACCCGAGCUAAUAAUUUUCCAGUAGGAAUGUAAAGUAGUAAGUUGUAAAACUGCUUGCCCGAUUUAAAACCUAAUAAUCAUUAAAUAUUGCGGUGAUGCUUUCUUGGUCAAA
Rosa chinensis is the source of this 2603-nucleotide messenger RNA. RefSeq lists its product as uncharacterized. The record is from RefSeq and is a predicted model, not a curated record. The coding region runs from base 53 to 2485 and encodes 810 amino acids. Gene Ontology annotation, biological process: protein polyubiquitination; ubiquitin-dependent protein catabolic process; positive regulation of proteasomal ubiquitin-dependent protein catabolic process. NCBI's taxonomy places the organism in Eukaryota, Viridiplantae, Streptophyta, Magnoliopsida, Rosales, Rosaceae. The transcript is spliced from 4 exons. Gene Ontology annotation, molecular function: nucleic acid binding; ubiquitin protein ligase activity; zinc ion binding. Gene Ontology annotation, cellular component: cytoplasm; ubiquitin ligase complex.